AUAUUAUUUCAGAGCAGGUACAUGAACUAAGGUGUAGAUAUACAACUUAUUCUAAUAUACCAGAAUUGAAUUUAGAAAAUGAAGUGCCAAAGAAGGCCAAAGUCAGUAGGGCAAUGCGAGCAUAUCUUGAAAGAGCACAGAAGCAUGAUGAAUUUUUAAAAGAGCAAUUGCUUCAGUAUAACAUUGGGAAGAGACACCUAGCAAACAUGAUGGGUGAGGAUCCUGAGACCUUCAUGCAGGAAGAUAUCGAUAGAGCCAUUGAGUACCUGUUUCCAUCGGGCCUUUUUGAACCAAAAGCUCGUCCAUUAAUGAAACCACCAGACGAGGUGUUUCCUCCAAGAAAAGCUGCUGAAUUUGAUGAGAGUGGUCGGCCUCAUCACUUUCUGUUUUAUACUGGGAGGCCUAAUUUAUAUCAGCUGUUACAUGACCUUGUCAGUCACACGAAUUCAUUAAAUGAUUUUGAAGAUAAAAUGAUCAAGAAACACUUGAUACCAGAUGCUACCCAGGCAAUGAGCACUUCAGGAUCAGUGUGGUUACCGAAGAGUCAAUUUGAGAUCAUCCUUGUAGAGAAACUAAGUGACAGAGAGUAUUCCAAUCUCAUCUAUGUUAUGGAACGACUAAUUCAGCAUCCUUACUCUUACCGGCUUAAAGAUUUCAUUGAGAAAUUCAGGAAACCAAUACUGAGCCAAAGUACUGCUUACGAUAUUCCCAAGCCACAAUACAGUGCUGAUGGAAGAGCUUAUGUGACAAUAAAAGAGUGUUUGAGGAAAUCUGCUCGUGGUGAAGUUACAGUCAGAUCACCAGGAACUGGCCUAAUCACCAUCAAUAACAAGUCCAUUGAGUAUUUUGAACACAUUCAAGACAGAGAGCAGCUGUUAUUUCCUCUCAUCUUUACAAACAUGAUUGGUUCUGUGGAUGUGGAGGCAACUGUGGCUGGUGGAGGGCCUUCGGGACAGUCUGGAGCUAUCAGAUGGGGGAUAGCUCAUGGACUUCGCAGCUUUGUAACGCAGGACAUGGUUGAGAAAAUGAGAAUUGCUGGGCUUUUACAGCGUGACUAUAGGAAGCACGAGCGGAAGAAGCCGGGUCAAGCUGGUGCCAGGAAGAAAUACACUUGGAAAAAGCGCUGAACAUUCCAGGACUUCUUAAUAUUGGUUUGUUAGUGAUAAAUAUUGUUAAUCUCAAUAAAAUCGUUUAAUAACACAAUUGUUUAUAUAUAUUUAUGGAGCAUCUCAAGCCCUGUUUUACAAUUGGAAUGUUCAGUAUGAUGGAGCAGGAGCAUGCUGCGUGGCAUUUCGGUUUGCAGAGUUCAUGAAUUUCAUUUGACUCUCAGAACAAACAGGAAUAAUUUCCUAAACUCAUCUUUAUAACAGAGAUGUUACAUUUCUUCAACAUAAAAUUCUUAUUUUAUCUCAGUUUUAUAUAAAGUGAACACUUAAUAAGGAAUCUAUCCAUCCACUGAAACUUAACCUAAAUUUCUGAAGUGGUGUUUCCUAUGUACCAGAUGGGAUGAUACUGUGUUGUAGUGAUCAGCUUGGAAACAAAGCUUUGUAUAUAAAGAAGCAGACUGCACCACUUGAAGGUAAGAUUGACACCCCAUCAAUGACACCUUAAAACUUUGUGUUCCCAAAGGUACAAAUGUAUAAGUACUGCAUCUAGAAAGCUAUGUUGAAUUAUGUUGUAUGAUGCUGCU
Molecule: messenger RNA, 1690 nt
Organism: Cryptotermes secundus
Lineage: Eukaryota; Metazoa; Arthropoda; Insecta; Blattodea; Kalotermitidae
Gene: mRpS9
Product: 28S ribosomal protein S9, mitochondrial
Exons: 11
Coding region: 114-1127 (337 amino acids)
Biological process (GO): translation
Cellular component (GO): mitochondrial small ribosomal subunit; ribosome
Molecular function (GO): structural constituent of ribosome; RNA binding
Source: RefSeq, a predicted model, not a curated record